Messenger RNA from Parascedosporium putredinis, 936 nucleotides. The record is from the annotation of a GenBank genome assembly. NCBI's taxonomy places the organism in Eukaryota, Fungi, Ascomycota, Sordariomycetes, Microascales, Microascaceae.
AUGGCCAGCCAGAUUGCCAGCCUCGAAGAGGAUAAGAAGGCGUACGAAGAACAGCUCGAGAUCGUCAAAUCACAACUUCGAGACGACCCAGGCAAUGUCGAACUCAAGAGCCUCCUGUCCGAGCUGGCGGACAUGAUCCAGCUUCUCGACGAGUCCCUAUCCGAGUUGAAACCCAAGCAAGCCUCCAAGCCCGCCGCCGAGUCCCAGAAGCCCGCGCCUCCCCAACCCCAAGAUCGGUGGCAGCGAGACAAGCCGUCCGGCUCCCAAAGCACCGCCUCGCCCUACGCCGCCGCCACAUCCUCGUCCGCAGCCGGCGCGCCUGCUGAAGAGGAACCCGCCAUCGCCUACCAAGUCAACGAUGAAGUCUCGGCAAAGUGGCUGUCGGGCGACAGGAAGUUUUGGCCCGCCCGCAUCACCUCCAUCACGGGCUCGUCCUCGGCCCCCAUCUACCUAGUCAAGUUCAAAAACUACAAGGGCACUGAGACCCUAAGGGCCAAGGACAUCCGUCCCGUUUCCAACAAGCGCAAGGCUGACGGUCCUCCAGCUACUGCCAACGCCUCCACCGCCGCUGCUGCCCAGCAGGCCUUUUCCUUCUCGUCCGCCCCGGCCCCUGCGCCGGAUAAUGGCAUCGUCAUGUCCGCGGCCGCGAGCCGCUACCCCGAGCCGCCCAAGGGAAAUGAAGCUGAGACGAACCCCCAAGCUGGGAAACCUCCCAGGGCGAAAAAGAUCAAGGCUAACAAGGAACUCGAAGCCGGAAAGAGCAAGUGGCAGGAGUUUAGCUCCAAGUCCAAGGCUUCAAAGUCCAAGAAGGACAGCAUGUUCCGCACCCCGCAGGGUAUUCACGGAAGAGUCGGAUUCACUGGCUCUGGCCAAGCCAUGCGCAAGGACCCCACCCGCAGCCGCCACGUCUAUCAGACAAAUGAAGAGGCCGAUUAA